Messenger RNA from Sphenostylis stenocarpa, 1389 nucleotides. Lineage: Eukaryota; Viridiplantae; Streptophyta; Magnoliopsida; Fabales; Fabaceae. The record is from the annotation of a GenBank genome assembly.
AUGGAAGAAAAACCUUCUUUAAAAAAAUUGCUGGACGAUGAAGAAAGGCCUUCUGAUAGUAAUACAAACACAGGGAACAGAACCGAUGAACCCUCCCUUCAUAAUACUAUGGGGUCUACUCUUCUCAGCUUGAGCCUGAAUAACUCAGGACAGCCCCUUAACCAAAUGGGCAUGCUGAGAAUCAAGCUUGAGGAAGCAAAGAAAGAGAAUGAAAUCUUGAAGGCUAUGCUGAAUCAAGUCAAUGAACACCUCGCUGUUCUUCAGAAUCGCAUACUUUUUGAGAUGCAGCAGCAUCAACCAUCUUCAUCACCUUGCAAUAAUAACAAUAAUCAUGACUCGAAGGAAAAAAUACAAGAUUCGGGGAAACCAAUGCUGCAGACUCGACAGUUUUUGAAUAUUGGUGAGUGUUCUUCAGUUUUUGAGGGUAACACAGAAAAAAUUGAAAAGAAAAUGUUAGGCAGAAACUUCGCAUGUGACAAAAACAACGUGGAGGGUGAAAUCAACAAAAACAUAACAUCAAAUGAAGCAAAAUGCACAGAAGAUCAAGCAUCUGAGGUUACUUGCAGAAGAGCUAAAGUAUCCAUAAGAGCACGAUCAGAUUUUUCUUUGAUUCAACACAAAACAAUUGGGAAACACAUUGAAAUAGGAGAUGGGUGUCAAUGGAGAAAGUACGGACAAAAGACGGCGAAAGGCAACCCUUGUCCCCGAGCCUACUACCGUUGCAGCAUGGGCACUGCAUGUCCAGUUCGUAAGCAGGUGCAAAGGUGUUUUAAGGAUGAGACUGUGCUCAUCACAACCUAUGAAGGGAACCAUAACCAUCCACUCCCACCAGCAGCCAGACCUUUGGCAAGCUCAACAUCAGCAGCAUUGAACAUGUUCCUUUCUGGUUCACUCACAAGUUCAGUAGUUAGCACCACUCAAUCAAACGCACCCCUCUUCUCUUCAUCACUAUCUACUAUUUCUCCAACUGCAAUAGCUACUUUCUCCCACAAUGCAACAUGUCCCACAGUAACACUGGACUUGACCCAGCCCAGCAACAACAAUAACUAUCUCCAAUUCCAAAGGGCCACCACACAACACCCACUGUUCCCUCUCCCACUUCAUGGCCACCCUCAUAAUUCUCAUGAGGGGUUCCACUUGUUUUCCAAGGUUCCCACCUUGUUAACCCCAGACAAAAACCUUGCAUUGGUGGAUGUUGUUAGUGAGGCUAUAACCAAAGACCCUUCUCUCAAGGCAGCUCUUUUUUCAGCCAUUUCCUCACUCACUGGAGAUCCUCAGAAGAACAGCAAUAACCACAGCCAACAAAGUAAGAGUAGCAGUGGUUAUGACCCUUGUUCUAAGAUGCCUGCAAUACCACCUCAUCAGCCUUACACUACUGAGUUGAUAUAG